Molecule: messenger RNA, 1612 nt
Organism: Sitodiplosis mosellana (orange wheat blossom midge)
Lineage: Eukaryota; Metazoa; Arthropoda; Insecta; Diptera; Cecidomyiidae
Product: aquaporin AQPAn.G-like
Exons: 5
Coding region: 171-938 (255 amino acids)
Biological process (GO): transmembrane transport
Cellular component (GO): plasma membrane
Molecular function (GO): water channel activity
Source: RefSeq, a predicted model, not a curated record
CCGCAACUAUUAUCACAAGCAAGCAACGUGCCAGCCAAACUUGAAUCGCUUCAGAACGAUUCAGAAGCGAGCGUGAGAUCAAAACGAAUCAAGCUACAAUCAGGCACUUUCAAUCUAGUAUCAAGUUCGGUUUUACGUUCUUCGAUUUUCAACCUGAAAGAAUUGCUAGAAUGGCCAUAUCAUCGAGUGGUUUCAAUUCGGAUUUUGUGGCGGUUUUUUUGAGUGAAUUACUUGGAACGGCAUUGCUUGUGUUCUUGGGAUGUUCGAGCUGCCUCAAUUGGACCGGAACUGCGGACACUCUUCAAAUUGUGCUGAGCUUUGGCUUUGCCGUUCUGAUAUGUGUACAAAUCUUCGGGGCAGUUUCUGGGGCACAUAUAAAUCCGAGUGUCACUGUUGCUGCACUGGUUUACAAACUCAUCGAUUUUAAGACGGCUUGCGCCUAUGUGGUUGCUCAGUGCUUGGGCGCAUUCAUGGGCCAUGGCUUGCUUGUCACUCUAACACCAAAAGAUAUCCUCGAGAAUACUGGUGCAUCGUUUUGUGUUACCAAACCGCAUUCGUCUGUGGCAUUACCACAGGCAUUCGCCAUCGAAUUCCUUGCAACAGCCGCACUUAUUUGGUUCUGCUGCGGUGUCUGGGAUCCAAGAAAUGCCAAAUCUCAAGACAGUGUACCACUUCGUUUUGGAUUAGCCGUUGCUGGGCUCGCUUCAGCCACUUGUCAUUUCACUGGCGGUUCAUUCAACCCCGCUCGCAGUUUGGGCCCCGCAAUCUGGAAUGGUGAUUUUGAUUUUCAUUGGCUGUAUUGGGUGGCUCCAUUGUCAGGUGCUUUGGUUGCAUCGGUGAUAUACCGGUACGUGUUCUAUCGUCAGGUGAUCGAAGCCGAGAGCCAAGACUAUAGUUACCGAUUGGAUAAUCUGGGCGAAGCCAACGAUAAAGUCUAAGUCAAUGGAAAUUUACUCAACGAGAAUCCAGCCUACUUGCAACCACAAACAAAAUUCAAAUAAAAAAAUCAGUCGAUAAUUUAUGUUAAACUCUAGGGGGAUUUAACUACGUGAAAACUUGUAAAAAAUGAUAUAAACGCGCACGAAAUUGUUACAUUCACCAGAGAACUUGCAUGAUUCCACUCAGUUGACAAGUUCCGUAUUAAAACAACAUGCGCGAACGCGCGCGAGUUCGUGUGCAAACUUGUAGCUGGACGACGCGCACACAUCAGUCGUUCCAUUUAUUAUAUCUGGAUUAACUUUUCUUCAACACUUUCUCCAGCUCUUUAAAAAUAUUUCCUUUGUCCAUUUUAUAAUUAUAUAAAUCUUUGAACUUUUGGAAAGGAUGUGAAAAAUCUUUAUACACGUAAACAACCGAUUUUUAGCUUGAAACGCGUUUUAAUUGUCAAAUAACAACUUGAAAAACGCGCAAAACCAUAAACAAACUUGUGUAAACUUGUGACCGUGCGCGUCAGUACGUACAAGGAACGCGUCGAACUCCCGCGAAUCAAGCAAACUGGCAAAAAACAUGCUGAACUCGUAAGAGUUAAAUUCCCCUAGGUUAAACUAUAAUAGUUGAGAUUUUCCAUUCGCUAAAUUAAACGAACGCAAUUUGAAUUGAAAGAGAUGUUAAA